Aspergillus viridinutans is the source of this 378-nucleotide messenger RNA. RefSeq lists its product as uncharacterized. The coding region runs from base 1 to 378 and encodes 125 amino acids. The record is from RefSeq and is a predicted model, not a curated record. The transcript has 2 exons. NCBI's taxonomy places the organism in Eukaryota, Fungi, Ascomycota, Eurotiomycetes, Eurotiales, Aspergillaceae.
AUGAAGCAAACCAGCAAGGUCUAUCCUGACCCACCCCUCACCAUCGCCAAUGGAGCUUACCUGUUCAAUGGAUUGGUUUAUUGGGCACAAGAAGGCAACAUCACCACGCCGAGUAGCGUCGUGAAGAUGGACCCGAAAACGCUCACCGAGGUCGUGCAGAAUAACUUCUACGGCCAUCGCUUCAACUCCAUGAAUGAUAUCGCGGUCUCAGACGAGGGCAUCGCCUUCUUCACCGAUGGGAAUUACGGCUGGGGCGAUUUCAAUGAUACCCUCUCCCCCCAGCUAGCCAACGGCGUCUACCUCUGGGACAUGAGCACCGGGAAUCUAUGCUGGAGCAGCGGAGGGUGCAUUGGUCAACCCGAACGGCCUUGCUUUUGA